This is a messenger RNA of Amoebophrya sp. A25, 5608 nucleotides long. Lineage: Eukaryota; Dinophyceae; Syndiniales; Amoebophryaceae. The record is from the annotation of a GenBank genome assembly.
ACGCCUGCCUUUCGCGAAUGCCACAUAGUAGUGAAACAAGCUGCUACCGACGUUAUGUGAGCAGAUUGUAUCAUUCAUGACAACUUCUAGCUCUGGCGGUGUAGCUAAGAACUUCUUGUUUCUUCUUAGUAAGAAGUGUUCAUCUGAAUAUGUUUUUACAACUACUUGUACUUGCUUCUGUGUGUUGUUCGUUGACCUCAUAGAUCAUCCUCUUCACCAGAACUUUUGCAACACAACUUACAUGAUAGAUUCUAUAUCGUGGAAGUAGAAGCCUUUGUCUACAACGAUUUGAAUUUCUAAACACAGCCAUAUGCCAACCACGACGUCAGAACGAGGACUCGCCAGUAAGUACGUAUGCGUGCGGUUAAUAGGGGUGCAUGAUCAGUGCUUCGACAGGCAAUUAGACGAGCAAGAUUUCGCAGAGCAAUAUGGACCAAAUAACAUCUUGGCAGUGGUCAACGCCGAGCAUCCGGAAAAAAAGUCUGCGCUUGUAUGUUCAGGUCCUCGUCGUGGUCGUGACUUAAGUAUUUAAUGUGGAUCAUUACAGCCAGAGCUACUUGCACUUGGUACUAGCUUGUGCUGCUUCUACAAGAAGUGCCAAAGCAAAACAGUACUCUUCACUUGUUGUACUGUGUCUGGCAUGUUAUUUUUACUAGAACAUCAAGACAAGUGCUUGGAUCACCACUAGAAUGGAUAGAAGACCACGAGAAAAAAAUCCCUUGAAAUCUUCCUUCCUAUUCCUUUUUCACCAGUUUUAGUACUAGAAGAUGGCCCCAUAAUUUGAAUCUUCCUUCUUUCUUCCACCUACUCAUUGAUGGUAUAAAUGGUUCAUCCCUGCCUCCUUCGUUCCUUGUUUUCAUGUAUGCCACUUCCAGCUUCUGUUUUUGCUGCUUGGAACGGGAGGUAUGGGCUUGCGCUGCAACUGCUAGAUCAUGGAGGAGGCUUCGAGGGGAAGUCGGAUAGGAAAUUUGAAACCCUCCUGAAGCGAAUUUGCCAGCAGAGAUUGGUGGUAUCUAUUGCAGUUCUUGGAAUAGUUCGUAACGUGUAACUGUGAUCCUGAUCUCGCAUGAAGUUGCUAGUGUUUCACUCUUCUACGUCUACUCAAAUAUUCUACUUGCAAAUCUCUCUAGAUACAGAAACUGUCGUGUUCUCUGUUACUGUUGCUAGCAACCUCGACCUAUGCAGUCAACAACUUUUUUCCAGACCGCUUCUGCCUGGCAUGCCCUAGAGGAGCAAGGAGGGGAAACAUUGCGAGAGUGGCGGAACGAAAUUAGGGAUUACGCCAAACGAGUCCGCUCGCACCAACUUGCAGAGUUCAAACAUAGCUUUGUGAAAUCACCCUCAGCAGAAAUCGUGCUGGCGGCAUUGGUGACCACGUUGUUGUGUUAAGAAAGACGAGGGUAGUUGUUGCAAUACGUACUACGAGCACGAGCAGUACUUCUCCUAAUAUUACAACUCCUAUUGUUCCAUUCGAAAUGAAGAAAUAUGUUGUACCUCUACUAUUACUCCUAUUGUUCCAUUCGAAAUGAAGAACUACAGCUACACUCCAGACAAUUCGAGAUGAAGAACACAUCUAAUGGCUUCGUGUCACUGAAGUUGGAGGAGUUUCACUUCUACAAGUCGUAAAAAGCCGACUAUUGGAAGCUUUUGCGAAAGAAAAGCUAUGGCAUUCGGAUGAUGAAUCAAUAUGUUGAAGUAUUAUCUUCCCGAUUGUCCAAUACCAAUGACCAAUUUAUAAUUGUGUUUUUCAGGAGACAGAGUCUGAGACAGAGAGUGAGAGCCAGAGUAUAUCUGUGUAUAAAUCUUGCAACCUGAUGAAGAUGAAGUCGAAAAUGAUCUUCUAUUUCAAGAUUCACUAUUUAGAAGUCUACGACCUACUAGUAUUACAGGUUGCUUGGAAAGUAUAGAUAUACAUGAUCCAGUAUAAGUUGCUUAUACUCGUCGGAGCAGUAAAAUCUCCACCAAGAAGUAUCCCCCAGCUCUAACUAGAAGUAGUGCCACCUCCCCUACCACACGCACACCGGAUGAGGAAAGGCGGAUUUUUGCGACUGUAUUUGUGCGAGAGCUGUGGCCUACAGGGACUACUCAGGUAAAAGUGACUCCGAUUUCGUUCAUAGACAGAAACCGUCAGCAUUCACAGAAAAAGCUGCUGGAAGAGGUCACGUCCUCGACGAAGGUGGUCCCACUUUCUUUAAGACAGGUGUGAGUGCUGUCGUGACUACUAGCGUAGAAGUUGAAGAAGUAAGUAUUUAGUACAUUGAGAUUGUUAUUCUUCUCUCUUCAUUAAAAGUUAAAGCUGUAACUAAGAUACCGAUCCUAGCUCUUCAAUUGUUUAAUGCUUGUGCUAGUUCAUUAAAGUAACAGUUUAUUACCUCUAGACUCUUCAGCAACAGGUUAAUAUUUCAGAGAAAUUUAGCUGAUGCGCCUCUACAUACUACAUUAAUGACUACAUCGACGAUCAUAAUGCUCUUAUUUUUUUGUCGUCCUUGAAGAAUUCGGGUCUAGAAGGAGAAUCGAAAAUUAUUAUUUUGACCAAACAUCUUGUUGCCUCUAAUGCGCGAGAUCCUUCCUCUGGCGAGAAUACUUGCUGGCGGCAAGGAGACGACAAAUUUAAGGCUCACUCAACAAUUGUUCAUGUUAAUUGUAAAUGUAAGCAUCUUCUUUCUUGUAGUUCCCCAGAUAGUACAUGUAAGACUAUGUUGUCUAAAAAAUGGGAUCCAAAGGCUGCUGCCAUCGAUAGAGACCCUGGACCCGGACGAAUCCGAGGAACAACAUUUACAAGAAUUCUUCCAUUUUCUGCGGAAAAACCUUCCGGAAGAAGUCUGGACGAGAUGCUUUCCAUUGGGAGGGUACUACACUUUGUUACAAGUACAUGUUGUAAGUAAGUUAGUAGUAAAUUACAACCAAGCCGCGCCACUUGUUCUCAGUCUCACUGCCACUCCUUACCGCACGGCGGGUGAGAGGUCCACAAGAACUACAGCGAAUUCGAUGCAUGCAGUAAUUCUUGAUCAUCGACGAUUGCUAUCUUCAGAUUUUUUUCGUCAUCGAUUUGCACCUCCUGUGAAAAGUCGCCCCACCUCCACCAAGCAGGAGACAAGUGGGAAUGGAUGAGACUAAGUCUCAGUACUAGAAGAUUAAACCACAUCUUCAUCUUAAAUACAUUUUGUAUUUUAAGAUGAAGAUGUGGUUUCAAUUUCAUUUUCAACAAUCUAAAUCUAUCAUGAACAUCAGGGCGUGGGCAUCCAUAAUUCGGAAUUUGCAGAAGAGUCACUACUCGGUUACCCUUGUUGCGCGCGGACAUCCUAUAGGGCGAAGGGAGAGCAGCACGCACCACCAAGAUGGUCCGAAAGAGAAAAACAAUAUUAAGAAUGAAUCUAAUAGAUAAAGUAGCUUAACAGGGGCUAAUCUUGAUAAAGUAUACGCGAUAGAGAUUAUCGUACGGUCGUUCUCAGGAAGCAAUACAAGUCCUACUCAGUCGUGAGGACGACUUUUCCACACUCAUGAUGUGACAUCCUCUUUCAACCUUUCCUCACCCUCCACAUCCUCUUUCUUCCCCUCUUCCAAGCUAUCCGCACUUCUCUAUCCACCACUGAUUCUCACCUCUUCCUCCUCUUCUUUUUCCUCCACCCUUUCCUGACCCUCACACCCGCUGCCCGUUGUGGGUAUGCUCAUCGGUUGUCUCUGCUCUUACUAUCUCCGAUCAUUCCCAUUCCUCCGCCUUCAGUGUUUCCCUUCCGACUUUCUCACAAUCAAACUUUUUUAGGAAACACUCGAGCGUAGUCCUUCUGCAUCACAAAAGCUAGCGAUACUAUCCCUGCUCUAUCCUCCUGCUCCUCCUCCUCCUGCUCUAUCCUCCACCUCCUCCUCCUCCUGCUCCAUCCACCUCCUCCUCCUGCUCUAUCCACCUCCUCCUGCUCUAUCCACCUCCUCCUCCUGCUCUAUCCACCUCCUCCUCCUCCUCCUGCUCUGUCCACCUCCUCCUCCUGCUCUAUCCACCUCCUCCUCCUCUCCUUCUAAAUUAAGCAGCAGCAGUUACGGCGCAGCGGCCUUGUGUGUCGUUGUCCGAAACGCGCUGUUGUACCUGAAAGGCAGUCGAACGCAUCGUCGUUUCUACCUAGAGCAGAAACGCCGCCUUGACACUCUAGAGUUAGAAGCUCGGCAGUAUUUUGAUGCGUGGCUUGCCCAGUCUGCGCAGAUGCCUGGAGAAGAGUAAGUAGGUGGUGGAUCGUGGGCUCGUCCUCCUGCUGGAGAGGUGGUCAUAGUUAAUAGUGAUAAAACUUUCAAGCAUCCUUCUAGUUCUACUAAUUCGAAUUUCGUAUAAUCAAAGGCUAAACGCUAACGCGGUGUCGAUCCAUUUUUUCAUCUAGGCGAAGUAACUUUUCAUCAGAUGCUGAGUAAUUCAUUACGGAUAAGCAAUAAAAUGACACAGGUUUGUUCCCCUCAGAUGAAACCUCGUUCUAAAGUUGUACGUAAUUAGUAAGCACUGAGUCUUUGUAGCGCAGUUCGAAUCGUUGCGCAACAAGUUCUUUCGUCGUAAGUGUGUAGCUACUCCUGUUUUUGAUUUUAUCUUUUUUUAAAUCACCCGCUUGCUAAGUUCAAGUUCAUGUGUAGCACACAUGCGACAAAUGUAGAAGUAAUCGUAUGUAAGUCUUUUUUUAGGUUUUUAUUUUUAGAUGCGUGACGCAUCAGUUACCCGUCAGUUUCAGUUACUCGUCGGUCAUGAUUCUUAAUCCUCUUACUCAGUGCUCUGACAUGACUACUAUUCGAAUCAUCAAAUAAUUUGCAAUUUUCAGUAGUUCCAACCAGUCAGUUCCCAACAUCGGUCCGUCGGACAUACUAGUCUUCGCAAUUUUUAUUCGCGCAAAUUACAAUCUCAUCAGUAAUAGUAGCCAUGACUUCGAUUCUCCAAUUCUUGGAGAAAGGGAGGACUAUAGCUAGUAUAGUGUAGGAGCGUUUUUCAUCUAGAUUAGCACUUUUUUCUUUAGAUUAGCAUCUAGAUUAGCAUUUCUAGAUAGAUAGAUUAGAUUUCAUCUAUAUUAGCAUCUAGAUUAGGCUCAGCAGGAGCCGCUAAAGUCUACCACAUCGGAUGGUAGGCCCCAACCUAACCUAUAACCUGAGUGACUUUAUUCUUCUUGACAAGUCCUUCUCCUCUUCUACGAUUCUGUGCACUUUCAAUGAAUCCUCUUGGUCUUCGUUACAACUAAAAAGAUACGAGGAUUCUUCUUGAACUUGAUAUCAUGCUGUAGACGUGUUGGACAACGUUUUUGACGAGUACAUCGAGGAGGAACUUGUACUAAUUCCUUGUGCAGAAAUAUUGUAAUGCAUCACACUUAGAAGGUACUAAGCCACGAAGUUUGACGCCCGCCGCCUCAGAGACUUGAUGGAAGUCCUCACUACAUUUUCACUCCAUAGAAAUACUGGCCUUAGAAAGUCCUAGGUUCAUCCUGAUUAUUAUAACUUGCACAGCAGGAGCAGUCUGCACAGAACUUCGCGCGAGAUUAACUGUACUGUUGUAUUGAUGUGGGUGGACUUGAAGAUCAUGCAGCUCGUGAAGAGUUGGAAGAGGAAGUAUCAUUUAAAGAUUUAUUUAAUGCAAACAAGAAGCGAG